This is a messenger RNA of Acipenser ruthenus (sterlet), 5474 nucleotides long. RefSeq names its product pyroglutamyl-peptidase 1-like. Lineage: Eukaryota; Metazoa; Chordata; Actinopteri; Acipenseriformes; Acipenseridae. Gene Ontology annotation, biological process: proteolysis. Gene Ontology annotation, molecular function: pyroglutamyl-peptidase activity. Bases 239 to 868 code for a protein of 209 amino acids. Gene Ontology annotation, cellular component: cytosol. The record is from RefSeq and is a predicted model, not a curated record. The transcript has 5 exons.
CCGACCUGUGUAGACACUGUUUGCAUAUUGUCAGCUGAUGCCGGUGCAGAGCGUGGCGACGUCAGACGCAGCCUUGAUGAGAUCUGUGCAAGUCGGGGUCUGUGGAGGCUGCUGCAGACCGAAACGGUGCACAGAAAGGAACCGGAUCACCUAUUCAGGGGCAGGGCGGCUGUUUCAGCAAAUAAAUAUUCACUUCUAAAGGAUUCGUUGAACAUUUGGCUCUGGAAGAGAAAGCAGAAUGGACAACCACAAAAGGACGGUUGUUGUGACAGGGUUUGGUCCAUUUGGAGAACACUCAAUCAACGCCAGCUGGGUUGCAGUUCAGGAGCUGAAAAAGUUGGGCCUUGGCAACGAGGUGGAGCUGCAUGUGUACGAGGUUCCUGUGGAGUACCAGACUGUCCAAACUCUAGUGCCUUCACUGUGGAAGCAGUACCACCCGCAGCUGGUGGUCCAUGUUGGACUUUCUGGAAUGGCAACAACAGUGACCCUGGAAAAGUGUGGCCAUAACCACGGCUACAAGGGGCUAGACAACUGCAGCUUCUGUCCAGGCUCUCAGUGCUGUGUGGAGGGAGGUCCUGACUGCAUAGACUCUGUCAUUGACAUGGACUCCGUCUGUAAAAGAGUCGCUGCUUCAGGACUGGGGGUUGCAGUCUCUGUAUCGAAGGACGCUGGCAGAUACCUGUGCGAUUUCACCUACUACACCUCCCUGUACCUGAGCCACGGCCGCUCCGCGUUCAUCCACGUGCCCCCGCUGGGCAAGCCCUACACUGGGGAGGACCUGGGCCGGGCACUGCAGGCCAUUGUGCGAGAGAUGCUGGACAUCCAAGAGCAGAGUGAGGCGAAAAUCAACUGUCAGCAUGCACACUGAAGACCCCGGAGACAGAGAGAGAGAGAGAGAGAGAGAGGGCUAGAGAAACCUCGUGGAACAUUGCACUUAGGGAAAAAUAAAAAGAUCAUGCCUCAACAAUAAUAAAAACCCAAAUAUGAAAGAAGCUUGUGAGAGCGGGUCGGGACAUGAACUCGUUUGACAGGGGAUCUGCUCAAAUACUCCACGCAGACGACGUGCUGUCAUGUGACCUUCCUCCUCUCUGCCAAGAUUCCAAGUCCAGCAAUUUAGAUCCAGCCACUUUCACCUACUCAGAACCUCAACUGGUGCUAGUUUAUGCUCUAAACUGCUUGUACAUUAAGAAGUCUAGGCACAAGAAUCCAAGUUCUGGUCAAGAUUUAUACCAGCUAGCCUAAUUGGUCACUUGUGCCCCCUGGUCAUAACUUUUGUACAAGAUCCUACAAACGUGCAUUAGUAUACAACAAAGAAUGAUCAAGAUACCUUAGAAGUAAAAUAUGAAAUAGGUUAAUUGUUUUUUAUAUAUAAUCUAUCUUUUAGUUUUGUGAUCUAGUAUUCUAUGAAGACAGUCUUUUUAAUAUUUUCAAAUUGUAUACAAAUAUAUAUACAAUUACUACUUUGUUUUGUAUACCUCCCUAUAAUUAUAACAAAAAACUUUUUUCUUGAGUUUGCUUGAGUUUUAAAUACUCCAUUUCAAACAAGUGUAUUUUUUUUAGAGAGCUCUAAUCCAGAUUACAGUACAUUUGCCAGUUGAAGUGAACAUAGUUUUUACUACAAAACCGUUUCAAUUAAAUUACAUGGUUCAAAACUAAUUUGCGUAGCAGUAAAUAGAAAAAAACAAUUCCUGUGAUUUCUAUUGUUCUAACAUGUCAUAUCUGUGAUCCUGUGUGUUGAAACAGUAGCACUUGUUCAUUAAGAACACAUGUUUUAAUAGAUUAUUCCCCUUGUCACCUUGUUCCUUAAGCAGAACCGUAUGGCCUUCAGCUAGGGAUAUCUUUAAACUAUUGCACUUGCAGUAGUACUGUGAAUCGGUCCUAUUAGGUAGAUAACGGUAAGGUAGACUCUAGUUUUGACUCUUUUCUAAUUCCAUGAUUUUUGUUUCCAUUAAAUUCUAAUGUGAAUUAUUCUUAUUACAUUUCCAGUAUAUUAUUCUCAUUCUAUUUCUAGUGGUGUGGUUUAUAGAUGGUAUUUGUAGGAUCGUUUUUGAAAUGUGAUCUGUAUUGUAACCACAUUUUAUUGUUGUUUUUGGUUGGUAGAGAUGUGCAGCCUCCCAAACUUUCCAUUUCCACACUGAGCUUAAUCCAAAUGGCAUCCAUUAUUUUAAGUGCACUACAGUAAAUUCAAAAACUUGUUUCAUCAGUCUAUGAAACCCCUUGUUCCGAUGUCGCACUUGGGCUGCUGUCGGUCCUGCUUCUAGUCUACAGUCCAGUCUGCAAACAGACACAAACGUAAAAUGUUACCUCCGAGUUCAUACAUUUUCAUCUCUUUCCAAUGCCUCCGGGACCUGAUAUACAAGUACAAAUAAAAAGAUUUGAGCUUGGACUCUGUAUCAGAUGGAAGCAUGGCUGUAGUCGGGUUCCCAAACUCGUGCUUUCAUCAGUGUUGGUCUGAAUGGCAGUUGUAUAUUUUCAGUACAUCAGUGUUGUCAUAAAACUUGCUUGCUUGUCAGAAUGGACAGGUUAAGCAGCUUGACCGAGAGAUCCCAUUCGUUCUGCUCAAUUUAACAGCAAGUAGGAUCAACAGAACUGUAACUGUCCUAAAGGGAAUCAUGUACAGCUAUUUCAUGGAUGGGUUAGUGCUUCAUAGCAUUAUCACUGGGUCUGCUUUCAGUGCUAAAAAUCGGUUGGUUCUUCUGGCUUUUUAGCAGGAUAUGCAUUGUGCUGUGGGUCACAUGACUCUGAUUGCAAUUAGACCAUUGGAGUAGAUCUGACCUGCAUCGGAGGAAGUGGUUAGGUACCGGGGAAGCAGCAACAGAUGUGCGUUUUUUCAUUAUUUUAAUGUUGAGGUAUUUUGCCUAUUGAUUCUGAAAUAUUUUUUCUUGAUGCAUAGUGCCACCUGCUGGGUCGAUAUUGUAUGUUUUUUUUUUUUUUUUUAAAGGGGAUGCAGCAGCUUCUUUAGCGUUAUAUUUUAAAUAUGUCCAGAACAAACAUAAACAAGUGAAGAACCAAAUGAUUAUUGGCACAAUAAAACCGGUACCAAGAAUUAUAGUAAUAAAACAACUAAGUGUUCAUUUCACCUGUUUGCCAUUAGCGUUGUUUAUCCCUUAUUCGAAGCGACUGGAGUCCCAUGUUUCUUCCACAUUACCAGUUUAAAACCAUUGGACACGGUGAGCAUUAGGAAGCCUGCCCGUCUCUUCUGAUUAUAGAGGUGGUGUUGGUGUAUGAAAUCAGUCUGCAACCUUGGAGUAACAGUACUGUAGUGUGUCACAGCUGCUCCAGACCGCUGGCGGCACUGAUUUUGACACAGACGUGGCGUAAGGUGGCAUUACUCUACUUAGGCUUGUUUAAGCUGUUUUGUUUAAAUCAAUAAGGAUGUAAAGUCCUUAAAAAAAAAAAAAUAAUAAUAAUAAUAAUAAUAAUAAUAAUAAAAAAUACAAGUUCCACAGGACGUUGUUGCCUCUGUGUCCCCUUUGUGUAGCCAACCCAGUGAAUCAUGAAAGCGUGUUCUGAACUGAGCAUUGGAAAGCAGUAUCUGCAGGGUGACAGUCCUGUUGUAUUUCAGUGCCACUUUGGUUCUGUGUGCAGUUCUUGCAGUGUGUAUUGAAAGUAGUGGUGGUGAUGUACAGCACUAUAUUGUGUGAAAUCAUAAGCCAGUAAAUUUGGUAUUUGUCUGAAAAUGUUUAGUAGCUGCUCCCUUAUUGGGGGGGUUAUCGGGGUCAAACCAAUCGAUCAUUUGAGGACCUAUCUAGUGUACUGCAUGAAGAUCCAUCACAGUAUACAGAACUAUCUAGUGUACUGCACGGAGAUCCAUCACAGUAUACAGAACUAUCUAGUGUACUGCAUGCAGAUCCAUCACAGUAUACAGAACUAUCUAGUGUACUGCAUGGAGAUCCAUCACAGUAUACAGAACUAUCUAGUAUACUGCAUGAAGAUCUAUCACAGUAUACAGAACUAUCUAGUGUACUGCAUGAAGAUCUAUCACAGUAUACAGAACUAUCUAGUGUACUGCAUGAAGAUUCGUCACAGUAUACAGAACUAUCUAGUGUACUGCAUGGAGAUCCAUCACAGUAUACAGAACUAUCUAGUAUACUGCAUGAAGAUCUAUCACAGUAUACAGAACUAUCUAGUGUACUGCAUGAAGAUCUAUCACAGUAUACAGAACUAUCUAGUGUACUGCAUGAAGAUCUAUCACAGUAUACAGAACUAUCUAGUAUACUGCAUGAAGAUCUAUCACAGUAUACAGAACUAUCUAGUGUACUGCACGGAGAUCCAUCACAGUAUACAGAACUAUCUAGUAUACUGCAUGCAGAUCCAUCACAGUAUACAGAACUAUCUAGUGUACUGCAUGAAGAUCUAUCACAGUAUACAGAACUAUCUAGUGUACUGCAUGGAGAUUCGUCACAGUAUACAGAACUAUCUAGUGUACUGCAUGAAGAUUCGUCACAGUAUACAGAACUAUCUAGUGUACUGCAUGAAGAUCCAUCACAGUAUACAGAACUAUCUAGUGUACUGCAUGCAGAUCCGUCACAGUAUACAGGUACAGUGACCUGCUGAUCUGAUCCAGUCGGUGGUUUGUUUUGUGCUUCAUCCUGAACUACAAAACCCUUGAUUUAAUGGUAAAUUUUAGAAAUCCUAAAAAGUCUUUCUCAAUGAAGAAAUGAAGUUUCUUUAAGUAUUUCUAAACUGAGCAUAAUCAGUAACACACUUACAAAUGCCAUAGAACCGUCUUGUAUUUGACACUUUGCAUACUUCUCAUUCAAAAUACUUCACUCUAACUCUUGUAUUUUGUUUUCUCUCCCUCUCUGACGGGCUGAACUGUAAUACAGACGUGUUGGUCUCUGUUUGCAGUAGUAUUUUAAAUCCCUAGUGUGGAGCGUUCCUGUCGUUGCGAUGGAGUGCUUCGGAUUGUCGUUCAGUUCAGGUUUGUGGGAGUCUACUCUGUUUAAUACAGUCUCACUGUAUAAAGCAGCUUGACAUGUAGGGACCCAGAUUCUUUACAGCUGUGAGCUCUCUGUGUUAUUGUCUAUCUGCAGUGCCUUUUAAACCACAUUGUUAACUGGAGUGUUGUAAAGGGCUCUGUCUUGCUAGUAAAUAAUAAUUAUUAUUACUACUGCUGGCUUGUACGAAAUAUAAUGACAGUUUUGAGUGACACUGUUUAAGCUCAAUAUAUUUUCAAUAUAGAUCGAAUACCUACCUCUCUUAUAUUGUUCCCCUCCUUUUGAAAUGUAAUUUUCUGAUUUCGGGGUUGUACCGUAUUUAAAUAUGGCACCUAGCUUUAUAUUGGGUUCCACUGUAAAGGAAAUGUAUUUUCCAGUAAAAUUUGUUAUCAGACUUUUCAGCUGAACCUCUUAGUCUUUGUAACUUUGUAAGUGACAUUGAAAUUAAAAUUGGGACAAAAAAAGGGUCAACGCACCUUUUUUUUAAUUGAAAAUAUUCAUGUUUAAAAAAUUAAAUAAACAAUUGAAAAUCUU